AUGCCAGCCGAUGGAUUUAAGACAUUUGACGAUUUCUACCCGUUCUAUCUUGGUGAACAUUCGCUAGCAGUAACAAGGAGAUUUCAUGUCAUUGGCACAACUACCAUGAUGGGCAUCAUCGCAUACGCUGUAACUUCGCAAAAACCUCGAUUACUUCCUCUCGCCAUCUUGCAAGCUUACACAUGGUCGUGGUUCUCGCACUUUGUAUUUGAGGGAAACAAACCAGCAACAUGGACGUACCCAAUAUGGAGUGCGAUGGGCGAUUUCAAGAUGUUUUACGAAGUAAUCUCUGGCCAACGCUCAGUCUAA
Synchytrium microbalum is the source of this 309-nucleotide messenger RNA. RefSeq lists its product as uncharacterized. Lineage: Eukaryota; Fungi; Chytridiomycota; Chytridiomycetes; Synchytriales; Synchytriaceae. The record is from RefSeq and is a predicted model, not a curated record. The transcript has 6 exons. The coding region runs from base 1 to 309 and encodes 102 amino acids.